Archocentrus centrarchus (flier cichlid) is the source of this 2757-nucleotide messenger RNA. It is a transcript of the gene med16, whose product is annotated as mediator complex subunit 16. Gene Ontology annotation, molecular function: protein binding. Gene Ontology annotation, biological process: positive regulation of DNA-templated transcription. Gene Ontology annotation, cellular component: mediator complex. Lineage: Eukaryota; Metazoa; Chordata; Actinopteri; Cichliformes; Cichlidae. The record is from RefSeq and is a predicted model, not a curated record.
AUGGAGCUGGCCUACGUGUGUGAGUGGGAGAAGCGUCCGAAGAGCACCCACUGCCCUCCUCCCUUUGUCUGCUCCUGGUCCUGCAGGAACCUGGUUGCCUUCACUACGGACCUGAAGAGCGAGGACGACGACAAGAAUGUAAGUCACAUGAUCCACAUCAUCGACACCGAGCACCCCUGGGACGUUUUCUCCAUCAACUCUGGACACACUGAGGUCAUUUCCUGUCUGGAGUGGGACCAGUCAGGUUCGCGGCUGCUCUCUGCAGAUGGUGACGGGCAGAUCAAAUGUUGGUCAAUGUCGGAUCACCUGGUGAACAGCUGGGAGAGCAACCUAUCAAGCUCGCUGGACGGAGAUCCCAUCAUCGCUCUCAGCUGGCUGCACAAUGGUGUCAAGCUGGCGCUGCAUGUGGAGAUGUCAGGCUCCACAAACUUUGGGGAGAAGUUCUCGCGGGUGAAGUUCUCGCCGUCCCUGACGCUGUUUGGUGGGAAGCCGAUGGAGGGCUGGCUGGCGGUGACCGUGAGCGGCCUGGUGACCGUGUCGCUGCUGAAGCCGGGCGGCGCUCUGCUGACGGCAAGCGAGAGCCUGUGCCGGCUGAGAGGACGGGUGGCAUUGGCCGACAUCGCCUUCACUGGAGGAGGGAACAUUGUGGUGGCUGCCACGGAUGGCAGCAGCUCCUCCCCCGUCCAGUUCUACAAGGUGGUUGUCAGUGUGGUGAGUGAGAAAUGUCGCAUCGACACUGAGCUGCUGCCCUCACUGUUCCUGCGCUGCACCACUGACCCGCUGAGGAGGGAGAAGUACCCCGCUGUCACCCACCUCAAGUUCCUGACCCGAGAGAACUCCGAGCAGGUUCUGCUGUGUGCAUCCAAUCAGAAUGGCAGUAUCGUGGAGUGCUGGUCUCUGAGGAAGGAGGGACUUCCUGUCAACAACAUCUUCCAGCACCGCUCACCAGUCGUGGGGGAGAAGCAGCCAACCAUCCUGAAAUGGAGGAUAUUGACGACCACCAGUGACCUAGAGCGAGUGUCAGCUGUUGCUCUGCCCAAACUGCCCAUCUCCAUCUCCAACACCGACCUGAAGGUGGCGUCAGACACAAAGUUCUGCCCCGGCCUUGGUCUGGCUCUGGCCUUUCAUGACGGCAGCAUCCAGAUCCUUCACCGGCUGUCCCUCCACACCAUGGGCGUUUUCUACGGUGGCUCCUCCUCAGCACAGCGGCCCGGAGAUGAGUCCGCCAUCAAACGCCAGAGAACCACAGGUCCUGCCAUCCACUUCAAGGCCCUGCAGUUCUCAUGGACCUCAUUGGCUUUGGCUGGAGUCGACAACCACGGCAAGCUCCACAUGCUGCGGGUGUCGCCCUCUAUGGGUCAGGUGCUGGAGAUGAACACAACACUACGCCACCUGCUGUUCCUGCUGGAGUACUGCAUGGUGACAGGCUACGACUGGUGGGAUGUGCUGCUGCAUGUGCAGCCCAGCAUGGUGCACAACCUGGUGGAGAAGCUACAUGAGGAGUACAUGAGGCAGAACCAGGCGCUGCAGCAGGUUCUGGCGACGCGCAUCGUGGCAGUGAAGGCGUCUCUCUGUAAACUCUCCACGGCGACAGCAGCUCGAGCCUGUGACUUCCACGCCAAGCUGCUGCUCAUCGCCAUCAGCUCCACCCUCAAGUCUCUGCUGAGGCCCCACGUUCUCAACACACCUGACAAGAGUCCAGGUGACCGACUGACUGAGAUCUGCGCCAAGAACACUGACACAGAUAUCGAUAAGGUGAUGAUCAAUCUGAAGACUGAGGAGUUUGUGCUGGAUGGUCCUCCUCUGCAGUCUCUGCAGCAGCUCAUCCAGUGGGUGGGAGACUUUGUCCUUUACCUGCUGGCUAACCUGCCCAACCAGGGCUCGAUGGUUCGGCCUGGUUUUGGCUUCAUGCGGGACGGAGCGUCUCUAGGGAUGCUGAGGGAAAUGCUGGUGAUGAUCCGGAUCUGGGGUCUGCUGAAGCCCGGCUGUCUGCCCACCUUCACGGCCACAUCAGACAACCAGGACAGCAUGCAGCUGCUGUUCAGACUGCUCACCAAGCUGUGGCUCUGCUCGCGAGACGACGGCCCCCCCCAGGAUCCCGACGAGAGUCUGAUCGACGAGUGCUGCCUGCUGCCCAGUCAGCUGCUGGUUCCCAGCAUGGACUGGUUACCAGUGAACGACGGCGUCAUUGUGAAGCUGCAGGGGAAACACCCUCUCAGGCUGCAGUUCGGAAAGGCCUCGUCUCUGCCCGGCGCCACCGCGCCCACACCGCUGGAGGUGUUCACCAGGACUCCUGGCUCUCAGAAGAUGGAUAACCUGCGCUGUGUUCACAUGGGCGUCUGUCCCACCGAGGAGAGUAAAGCCUGCACUAGGUGCGGCUGCGUGACGAUGCUCCGCUCGCCCAACAAGACAAACGCCAUGAAGCAGUGGGAGCAGCGCUGGAUUAAGAACUGUCUGUGUGGCGGUCUGUGGAGGAGGAUCCCACCCACAUUCACCUGACCAGGUGACACCUUGCUGCCUGCUGUCAUGAAACUUGCUCAUAGUGGUAACCCACUAACCAAUAAGGUGCCUGAAAACAGUCACUAAUCCUUUCUACAACUCAGAACCAGCUUCAUGAGACCAGGUUCUAGUGUGAGGCAGCAGAGACUGGGUUCCUGCUGCAGGACUGAAUUCGUUUCUGAUGAUUGAUUGAUCAAUCGAUCGGAGCUGCACUUUGUAAAUAAAUGUAAUUUUUCUAAUAAAACCAAGCAAAUUAAA